AGAAAUUAAGAAAUGGAAUCCACAUUUAGGUAAAAAAUAAGGAGCAUGGGAAAGCAACACACAUAAGCAAAGAUUUUGCAGGGGUAUGGUGGACUCUUGAGCGUCCCAAUAUUUAAGUAUGAUCAUGCGUGCAAAGAAUUAGACUGUCAACAUGACGAAGGUGCCAUUGUCUCAUAUGUUAUGAGGAAAUGCUAUAUGUUAGAAAUUAGAUCAAUCGAGAGAGCCUUCACACACCAAACAAUCCACCGAGUGCAACAGUGAAAACAGGAAGUGACGAUUACCCCUUACCAUGCCCCCGUACAUUAUUUAGUAUUUUUUCUCUCUUUGUAUUACCCACUUAAAGAGAGGAUAUUGCAUAGGGAAAGUUUCUGCACAAACCCUUCCCUUUUCCCCACACUCUUGCAGACAAACCCAUAGUGUCAGAAAGAUGCAUGCAAACAGCAACAUGCUGUUUUACGAUCUGUGUAUUUCACAUUAAAGGGGCACGAAAAAAGUUGUUUCACAAGUAAACAGAGGCUAUUACAGAUGUUUUGAUGUAAAUUACCCUGUGUUUCAGUUAUUCAGCAAAGUACAUUACAAAAGCUUUGCUUAAAUAGCUUCAGAACUGUCUGGGUAGGCAGCAUCAACACCCACAGAGAGUUUAUAGAUUAAAGAUCGAUUCCUUUUAAGGACAUGAAAUAAAUAUUUUUAGGUAAAAUGUUAAACAACCCAAACACACACACACAAGAGAGUAAGUUUGUCCAUGACUAAUUAAUUAAAGCUGUUAAACUUUAUGUUAUAAUUUUAACAACAGAAAAAAAAAACUACAAAAGAAAAUACUUUUAUCUGCAUAGAAAGUGCCUCUAUUGUAACUCCUCCUACGGCAGUGUUCCUCUAUUUGUUUUGAGAAGUCCUCUUAAAUUUCCUCAGUUUGCCAUAAACUUCUUUCCCUGAGAUGCUCUCAGGAGUGAAAAAGUAACAUUUUCCUUCAGUUUCCAGGUAAAUUUUGUUGACCAGAGAGGAUAUAACACUUUUAGUUUGGUUUCCAUGAGAGAAACACAAUGGACUGGAUAAUUGCAGCAACUCUUUUCUGUUCAGUGUUAAAAGCUGCACUCGGCUUUAAUAUUGACUCAAGGCCUUGGAAGUCCCUGAGUAAUUCUGCUGCAGGAUUUGGUUACCAGGUGGUGCAAAGAAGAUCAGAUCUGCUUGUCAGCGCCCCACUUGAACAGUAUAGCAAGGAUAGAAGGGGAAGGAUAUUUCAGUGCUCCACAGAUGUUUGCAAAACUCUGUUAUCUGCAGAGCAAAAUGCUGCAGUCAACAUGUCCCUUGGUUUAACAAUGGCAAAUGAUCCGUCAACACAAAUGACCAUGGUCUGUGGUCCAACUAUUCCCAGAGACUGCAAAAGUAUCACCAUGUACAACGGUUUGUGCUUUGAGAUAGAUCAAAAUGAUCGCCUUGGAAAGUCUUACCCAACUGCUACUGAAGACUGUCGAACCCAAGCUGACAUUGCAUUUCUCUUGGAUGGUUCAGGCAGUGUAGCUGCUAAAGAUUUUGACAGAAUGAAAGCUUUUGUGAAAAAUCUGAUCACAUCAUUUCUGGGAACAGAUGUAAAGUUUGCCAUCACCCAGUUUUCCUCAAGAACUACAACUCAUUUUUACUUUAACCAGUUUAACAUUUAUUCUAACUGGCAAAAUCAAAUUGAUCAAAUCCGUCAAUUGACCGGAGGAACAAAAACGGCUGCAGCCAUCAGAAAUGUUGUGGAAGAUGUAUUUUCACCACUGAAAGGUUCCAGGGAAAAUGUAAACAAGAUUUUGACAGUUAUUACCGAUGGAGAGUCUCAAGAUGGAUCAAACCUACCAUGGACAAUAAAAUUGGCAGAUGAUAAAAAAAUUGUUCGAUUUGCUAUUGGGGUGGGGAGCGCAUUUACAAAUCCAAGAGCAAAGCAGGAGCUUGACACUAUUGCAUCUAAACCGGCUGGAAACUUUGUGUUUCAAGUGGGAAGCUUUGAUGCACUUAACAAAAUACAAGAGAGUUUGCAGGCCAAAAUAUUUUCCAUUGAAGGAUCUCAAACCAGCGGAGAGGCUCUGAAACAGGAAAUGUCCCAAGAAGGCUUCAGAGCAGCCUAUGUGUCUGGGGAGAUUCAGAUGGCUAUGGUUGGUGCGAACCAGUGGAAAGGAGGCUACAAGAAAUAUUCACUUAGUAGUGCCCAAACCACAGGUUCAUUUGAGCCGUCAUUCAUGGAGGCUGACAGUUACCUUGGUUAUUCCAUGACUAUUGCUAAUACUGCUUACGGCCCGUUGACAGUUAUUGGUGCCCCAAGAUAUCAACACAAAGGAGUUGUUCUGACUGUUUUCAAUCAAAUAUUGAGAGCUCAAAUCAACCCCAACCAACCACAGACUGGUGAAUAUUUUGGGGCGGAGGUUUGUGCCAUGGAUGUGGAUUCUGAUGGUCUGACUGAUCUAGUCCUCAUAUCUUCUCCGAUGUACAAGGAACUUGACAGAGAGGGACGAGUUUACGUCUGUGAAUUAACUCGUUUGAGUGUGUUAUGUUCUUUUGAUACUCCAUCAAGCAUAACAGCUCUAAGAGGAGAUGUGUCCGACCGAGGGCGGUUCGGGUUGUCUCUUGCUGUUCUGCCUGAUAUAAAUGCAGACAGAUUCAAUGAUUUGGCUGUUGGAGCUCCUAUGGAGAAUGACGGCCAAGGCAGCAUCUACAUAUUUCGAGGAGAAGGACGAGGAAGAAUAAAUCCCACCUACUCACAGAGGAUUGCUGCCUCUGAGAUCCAAUCAGGAUUGAAGUUAUUUGGCAUCUCAAUCAGUCAGUCGUCUUAUGAUCAGAGUGGUGACGGACUUCCUGACUUAGCAGUGGGUUCAAAGGGAAACGUUAUCUUACUCAGAUCCAGACCAGUUGUACUGGUGACAGCCACUGUGUUGUUUAACCCAAAUCAAAUCCCAACUCAAAACGUAAACUGCUUAAAACCACUGACAAACCAGGCUAAAGUCUGCUUUACUAUGAGCAAACUGUCUGAUGUGACUGAAGCUUCAGCACAGGUUAAUUUCACUUUAACUUUGGACUCAAACCGCAAGAUACCAAACAACCGAGCUCGGAUCAGUAAGAACGUGAGAGAAAAGACCGGAUCUCUUAGCCUUCAGUUGAACAAGGAAACAUGUUACAAUGUGGACUUUAUUAUUGACGCUUGUCCAGAAGAUGCUCUCAAUCCAAUCAAGAAUGAGCUCAGAUUCACGUUUGAAGGUUUGCCUUCUGGCACAAAACCCAGACCAAGUCUCUCUCUGCAGGUUCAAACCACAACCUUUCAUUCUAUCGGGUUUGAGAUCAGUUGUGGAGCUGAUGAACAGUGUGUAGAUAAUCUGAAGGUGGAUUUCAACUUCACCAGAUCCACAGAGGUCAAAGUUGGCAUAGACGAACUGUUGAAUGUGACUGUCUUUGUGGAGAACAGAGGAGAAAACUCGUACAACAGUCGCAUCAUCCUCACAUACCCUGUUGGCCUCUCCUACAGGAAGCUUGCAUCUCUGGAAGGAAGAAUUGAGUGCAACUCUUUGGACAGUGAGGACGGUGUAACAAGAGGAAAGACAGAUUGUAGCGUUGACAAACCUAUAUUUAAAAGCACCUCUACGGCAGUCUUCAUUGUCUCCUAUGGUCUCAACACCAACAGUGAACUUGAUAGGAGGAUCUUUGUGACUGCAAACGCCACCAGUGGCAAUAAUCAACACUCCUCGUCCAAUGAACUCUACAAGAAGAAAGAGAUUGAUGUGAAGUACAGCAUUUUCAUUACAAUUGAUAGCUCCCUCAGCUACAACAAUUUCACAUUUGGAGAAAAUGAUCUGCAGAAACCUCUUGAGCAAAAAAUAAAGGUUGCAAACAUUAUCAGAGCUCUAAAUUUCACUGUGGUGAUCAGGGUUCCUGUAAAGCUCGGUGACAAAGACAUCUGGGCAGACACGAGCAGUUUUCAGAUUGCAGACUGUCAGAGAGGCGCAGACAAACCACCUGUUGCCACAGAUUUUGCUGCAAAGAUAAAAGAAAAGAAAAUAUUAGAUUGCUCGGUAGCGACAUGCAGAGUGUUCAGGUGCUCUGCAUUCAUGGAACAGAACUGGGACAAAACGUAUACCAUCACUGCAAACAUCAGCUCCAGAUGGAUAGAACAGAUCGGACUUUCAUCUGCCAAAUUCCUCUUGACCAGUACAGUCAGUCUAGAGUACGACAAGAACCAGUACAUCUUCUUCUCUACAACCUCUAACAAUGAGCCUCCUGUUCGCAUGAUUGAGGCUGAGGUAGAAGUGUUUCCUAAACCAGAUUUCACUAAAGAGAUUGUAGGAGGAUCUCUGGGAGGGUUGGCCUUUCUGGCUUUACUUACCGCUGGUCUGUAUAAGGCUGGAUUUUUUAAGAGCAAAUACAAGGAAAUGAUUAAUGCAGAAGAAGCACCAGGGGCUGAAGGAGACGCACCCACAGAGGGAUGAAAUUCCCACUUCUCUUCUACCUGACAGACAUCACCUGUUAUGUCCAUCCAGUACGUUUAAAAUGUUCAUUGUUUUUAUGAAAUGUAUCUGAUGGCCUUUUAAUUAGACUGUAUCAAACACAAUGUGUAUUUUUUAAAUCAUUCCUUGAGUUGUUUCCUACAUUGAGCCGUGAACAACUAACUAUGUCAGAAUUAAUGGCAAAAAAUUAAGUUUCUCUUUAUAUUAGUGAACUCCUGACGAUACACUGAUAGACGCAAAGUACUGUUACAUGUUUGUGUUGCACUUUGAAAGGGGAAAUGUUUCUGUUACUUAAUGUUUUAUCUUGACCAGCUGAUUUCAUGGUGGAGAAAAUAAAAUAUCAUAUCGCUGGUCAUUGAUUUUCCCUUCAUAUUAUCAGAAUCAGAAUCAGCUUUAUUGCCAAGUUCGUACAUACAAACAAGGAAUUUGACUCCGGUACACUUUGCUCUUUUGUUCUGUUUUUGCAUUACAGAAUAUACAAAUUUACAAUUUACAA
Messenger RNA from Girardinichthys multiradiatus, 4965 nucleotides. RefSeq names its product integrin alpha-M-like. NCBI's taxonomy places the organism in Eukaryota, Metazoa, Chordata, Actinopteri, Cyprinodontiformes, Goodeidae. The record is from RefSeq and is a predicted model, not a curated record. Gene Ontology annotation, cellular component: integrin complex; external side of plasma membrane. The transcript has 30 exons. The coding region runs from base 1041 to 4451 and encodes 1136 amino acids. Gene Ontology annotation, molecular function: integrin binding. Gene Ontology annotation, biological process: cell-matrix adhesion; integrin-mediated signaling pathway; cell adhesion mediated by integrin.